AUGUUGUCUUCUAUACCACAAGUCAUUGUGGCUGAUUUUGUGAUUGUUGGUGGAGGUACUGCUGGGUGUGUUUUAGCUACUCGAUUAGCUGAACAGGGUUUUGAAACGCUUCUCAUAUCCAGUGGUGCAAAUGACACAUCAAAUCCCUUGAUCAAGCUACAGUCGGAAUUGUCUCGUCUACAACGUAAAUUAUUCUUCAAACAUUAUUUGCCUACAGAUACCUCACCGAAUCUUAAUAAUCGGCAUUUAAAUGCUACGGUAUUGAACACACUUGGAGGAAGUAGUGUUAACAGUGGUGGAAUGGAAAGAAUGAUGGCAAAUGAUUGGAACUCUUUUAUUAAUGCAACUGAAGAUUCAUCCUUUAGUCAUGAAAAUAUGUCUAAAUACUAUAAAAUGGUUGAAAAGUUUACAUCAGCUGAUGCAUCACGAACUUCCAACGUUCAUGGCAAUAAUGGUCCAAUAAAAAUAACUCAAGUUCAUGAUGCUAUAUUCAAAGAGGUAUGGAGAAAUGUUGCUUAUGAGCUCAAAGAAACAUUUAGCGAAGAUUUAGCAGAAACUCUCGACUACGGUUUAUCAUUUGAACCUUCAUCAUUCACCGAUGGAUUAAGAAGCUGGAGUGGUGAUGCUUAUUUGACUCCUGCUAUAGCCAAAUAUCCGAAUCUGAAAGUUCUGACAAGUGCUACUGCAAUAAAGUUCACUUUAAAUGAAACAACUAAGUACAUAGAAAAUGUUCUGUUUCUGUCCCUUGAUGGCUUCUUUUAUGGUGUUGCCAAAAAAGAAUAUAUUUUAUCUGCUGGUACAUUCUAUACUCCUCAUAUACUCAUGUUAUCGGGUAUCGGCGAUCCUGAAAUUCUUCAAAAACAUCAAAUUCCAGUGAAACAUGAAUUAAGACAAGUGGGUAAAAAUUUAAUGGAUAAUGGUGCAGUAAUUGUUCAAUAUAAAGCAGAAAAUCUUCCUAUCAACGAAUCAAUACCUGUAGGCUUAGUCAAUACUCAAUCUGCAACUACAAAUAUCAAUCCUGAUUUGUUUUUCAUUUUAAAAAUGGAUAAAACAUCAAGAAACCUCUAUGUAGUUAUAUUCAACGCUUCCCCAAAAUCUACGACUGGUUUCAUUUCACUACACAAUUCUAAUCCACUGAGUCCACCAAGAAUAAUUUUAGAUUAUCUAAAAGACAAAAGAGAUCUUCAAACAUUUAUCGAUAGCAUCCAUUAUGUACGCAAAGUCAUGUCAACCGAUGCAUUGAAAAAUGUUGGUCCUAUUAUUGAGAUUUCACCUGGAAUGAAAAACAUGGACUUAGCUAGCUAUAUUAAAGAUACAUUAGAUCCAGGUUACCAUUACAUUGGGACAUGUUGUAUGGGACGCAAUGCAGAGGAUUCGGUCGUUGACAAUCAUUUCAAAGUUCAUGGAAUAAAAAAUCUUAGAAUUGUAGAUGCAUCAGUUUUUCCUGCUGGUUUUGCAUCGAAAACAGGUCCGUGUUUAACGACUUAUGCUUUGACAGAAAAAGCAGCUGAUCUUUUGUGUAAAGAACACUUAUAG
Rotaria sp. Silwood2 is the source of this 1536-nucleotide messenger RNA. The record is from the annotation of a GenBank genome assembly. Lineage: Eukaryota; Metazoa; Rotifera; Eurotatoria; Philodinida; Philodinidae.